UGCAUCUCCGUUUGACUAUAGAGCAUAUGAUAACUUCUUAACGUACAUUUCUGGAGGUGGUUGACGAUACACAGAUCGGAUCAUUGAAUAAUACAUUCUGAGGUUUAUGGAGACAACAAUAAGAGGUCCAAUCAUUAGAAUGAUUUCAAUGGUUCUUAGUCUCGAGAUAAGUUUUUUCGUAGUAGCAAUAAUCAUCAACACUUUGAGUUUAACAUAUCUGUUAUAACAAGCAGAGCGUAAUUAUUACGAGUUAUGAUAUUUUUAAUAUAAUAUUUAAAUAUAUAAAUCUAUUUCAAAAUUGUAAAAAUUCCAUAUAUGAAUCUUGUCAAAACUCAAAAUUUUAAUCAUGUCAUAUAGAGGGAGAGUUAUUUUAAGUAUAAAAUCAAACGUAACAUAUGAUUUGGGUUUUUUCUCUUCCUCCAUCUACAUUAUCUGAAUCUUGUUUGGGGGCACCGUUAGGGUUAUACAUUAAAGUUUUCAUUUCAUUUCAUUUUCUCAUGUUACACCAUGUCUGAUCAUUGCCCAAUUUCUCAAACAGAUGAACAGAUUGCUAAAAAGUUAAAACUUUCUCGUACAAAUUCCGACGAUCCAACAUCGGAAUUGCCGAAUCAUGUUCUUCAUUCGAUCUUUUCCUACCUUAAAUCCGAUGAUCUGUUUAAUAUCCGCCUCGUUUCCAAAAAUUGGCAUCGCAACACACCUUCGUACUUCUGUCUCGAUUUCGACGAAUCCGCUACACCCGAUGUUAUUAUACAAGAAAAUUCUCAUGACAAUUUUUUGGAUUCCAUCCGUUCUUCUCUAGAAACUUCGGAGAGUGAGUUAAGAAGCGCUGAUAAAAGGGUGUUGCGUGUUCAAUUUAAGUAUCAUGAGAAUAUCUAUGAGGUAUUGAGGUUGAUGGACGGGAAUGAUUUUCAUGAGGUUUAUUUGAGAUUUGGGGUUUUUAAUUAUUCGAUUCCGUUUAUUUUCGAGUCGAAAUGUUUAACUGUUCUUCAUUUAUAUCGAUGUGGAAUUGAUGAAAAUUUGUUUAAUUAUGAAGGAAGAUUUGAUUCUUUGAAGGAAAUAGCAUUGGAUCGGGUGAAUUUAGCGGGAGAAACUUUAUCCAAGUUUAUUAGCAAGUGUGGUAAUGUUAGGGAAUUGAAAAUGGUGAAUUGCAAGUUGUUAAGGUCUAUAGUGUUACGUAAAGUAGAUUGCUUGAAGAAGUUUUAUGUGCAGUUAUUGGGUUCGUAUCCUUCUAUUACGGAUGUGUUAGUUGUUGCCCCGAGUUUAGAAGUGUUUCAUUUUGUUCAUUAUAAUAGUAGAAAAGUUGCGGUUAAUAUGGAUAUUCGUGCUUGUAGAAUGUUGCGGGAAUUUCAUUUGGAAUGCCCCUUACUUCCUGUUGGUCUUGAUCAUGAGCAUUUCUGUUCAGAUUUUCCUCAUCUUGAGACUCUGGUCCUUGGCCCUUGUGUGACAUUGAAACGUGUUAAAAUUUCGAGUCCAUCGCUCAAAAAGUUAACAUUAAUGUACACACAGCUGUAUAAUUAUAAUUAUUCAAGAAAAAGUGUAGUUUCGGCUCCCAAUUUGUGUUCUUUCCAAUAUGUCGGUAGAACAUUUAAAUCAUCUUUAGCUCCAAGUGAAACGCCCAAGUUUUUAAAGGUCACCGGCAUUUCUUUGAUUCCUCAAGUUGAGAAGAUCAAUAGAGCUUGGUUCCUCCAAUUGAGAAGCCAUCUUAAAAAAAUUAGCAACCGAAUUGGAUUGGCCUUAAUCAUUCGUGAUCAGACAAGCUUUCCUGAACUGGGCAAACGAGGACACAAAUCGUGGAGCAUACCAAUUGGACGAACCCCAACGCAAUUGCUACCUCGUAUCGAACACUUAAAGCUAGACAUAAGGCUCAAAGUUCCACUGGAAUCCCAUGGAUGCUUGCUGAAAUAUAUAAUUGAUAACUUACUUUGGAUGUCUCAACCAAAUGCAUUGACUCUAUCAAUGCCAGCUAAUUUUACUGCAUUUGCACUUGGAAUCUGCAACGAGUUUUUCAUAAGCAGAAGGGAAGGCAACUGCUGCGCAGAUUAUCAGAACAAGUGCUGGCGCCAUUUCUUAAAGGAUUACAUUGUUAGGGAAGUAGUUACCGAUGAAAAGGAAGAGCCAAAGAAGUUUAAUUUCGUAUUUACUUGGCAAUUAUGUAGUUAGGCCACUCUCUGUUCUAUUAGCCAAGACAAUAUCGUAAAAUCUGGAACUAUAAAUAUUUAUAUGAGUUUUUCGAUUAUCACUUAUUUUGCCCUAUUCUUCUCAAAGCUCUUAGUAAACUUCUAUUGCAUUCCUGGAAGAAAGCAUACAACCCCUUGAAUGGUUCAAGUACAAAUAUAUGUUACAUCUCUCUUAAAAGGACAAAAACAAUUACAUCGACAGUCACACACAUUCAUUUUCCUAUAGUACCAAAAUCUUUUUCUCUUUAGUUUUCCGAUGAGUGAUGCGGAUUCUGUCUUUAGUAAUAUUUAAGUCAAAGAGAAUUGAUGGUAAUAGUUGUAGAAAAUACAUCAAUUUUCCAUAUGAUUUAUGUCUAUUAUGUAUAUUUUCUCAAUAGUUGUGGAACUAACGCCAAAUCGAUUGAACAAAUAUGGCUCUUAUAGUUACUAUAAUUGGAUUUUGUUUAACGAAGUAGAAUGAGGCAGUUUGGAGCUAGCCCGAUUCAGGUCUUUACCGCAAUGGUAACAAGUUGUUUCUGCAAAAUUUGCCUCAAAAAGGUAUAUUUCUCUUCAAAUGCUACUGUUUACAUUAUUUUUGAUUUUCUCUGACUGUUUUCCUUUGAAAAUUAGAAUCCCUAGUGGGUGUUAUAUUGUCUUUGUGACCAAUGAUGAAUCUUGGAACUUAGUUUUCAUGGGAAAGCUGUGGGGUGGGAGAGUUGGAAGUCAAGCUAUUCCAGCCAACUAAGCUGCCAAGGUAAUUAAUUUCCUGUUUAAGUAGGUAUUUUCUGGCAUUAAUCGUGUUUUAUUUUUCAAAUGAAAGAGAUCAGGCAAAGAUUGAUAAAUAAAUAAUACUCUUUUGUAUUUUCCUCUUGUACUCUUAGUUAUGACUACUUUGUAGUUUGGCUGAUAUACUUUAUUGUAAGACAUUUGCGUUUGAGUUAAAGGCAAAUUAUUUCAUAUAUUUUGCCUUAUCUUAGUUCAUACAAGUUGAGUUUGCGUGGUUGAUAAAAAGCCAACAACUUCUUCGGAGUCGAUCCCAGGGAAUCACUCUUACAUUAGGAAGUUUACUAUGUCCCCAACUUCUCUUUAUUAAGAAAGUGAAAAACGUCUUUGUGCGAAGAUACAACCUAUCAGAAAAAUUUGAAGGAUAGACACAACACAGAAGCUCUUUGUGCGCGUGGGAUUAAGAAAAAUGUGCUUGUACUCAAUGUACAUAAAAUAUAUACUUCAUGCCCUAGGCAUGGAAUAGUUUGUGAACUUUUUAAGUGCAAUGGUGGUAUUAUCGGAUUUCAAGGAUGUAAUACAGAAAAUAAUGUUGAUUAAGUUCAUUCAGUACUGCAUUUCAAAGUUCAGGCAGUGUGUUUUCUAGGUCAUAGAUUAGUUUGUUGCCCUAUUUUGAUCACCUUGAGGUCUCAGGUUCAAUUCCCAACAGAGACAAACAUCAAGUGAUUUCUUUCUAUUUGUUCUAGCCUUGGUGGAGAGAGUUACUUGGUACCUGUACUGGUGGGAGGUGGCAGGUAUCUCAUGAAAUUAGUCAAGGUGCGGGCAAGCUCGUCUGGACACCAUGUUUAUCCAAAAAGAAAAAGUUUGCUGCCUUGUAGUUCAAGGGUAAAAUAUAUUUUUUCGUCCAAUUCAGAGGCAAAGUAGUGUGAUUACUUUUCUGUUUCUCCUAAUUUCUCUCUUUGUAAAGCUCGUCUGCAUUACACCAUCCCUCUUGCCAGCCAUUACAUAAAAACACAUUCACCUUCUAAUUUUUUAAUUAUGCUUUCCAAGUACGAUGAUCAUUGGUUGUUAUUAGCUUUAUUAUGGUCCAGUUAUGCUAUAACAGAAAUGCUGGCUCUUAAUUCAAAAUCUAGGAUAUAUUAUUGUACAAUAGUGAAGGUACCUCUAGAAGAAAAUCAGCAACUCCUCUAUGAGAUGAUGGAUUGCAACAUAUUGGAAAGAACAUAAAUUGGGAACUGAAGCUACACUUUUUCUUGAAUACUUGUAAUUAUACAGCCGUGUGAACACUAAGGUUAAUUUUCUGAGUGAUGGACUUGAAAUUUUGACACGCUUCCAUGUCACACAAGGGCCAAGGAAUAGAGUCUAAAGACGACGAAAGUCAUUUCUGUUCAUGAUCAAGACCAACAUGUAGCAUGGAACAUUCCAAGUGAAAUUCCCACUGUAUUCCCACAAGCACGGUAUACAUUCUGCAACAUUGUUGCUAUUAUAGUAAACAAAAUGGAAUACUUUCAAAUUCGGGGCAAUAACUCGUACAUCUGUAACUGAAGGAUAAGAACUCAAUCACUGCAAAUAAAGCUUCUCCAAAUGAUCUAAUUUAGGUAAAAUUAUAGACUUUAGCAACUUGAAAUUCACCAAUCUCAAUUCUCUUAUAUUAGGGAACUUGCUAAUAAACUUUGAUGGAGUUCCUACGGUUAAAUUAACCAAAUCCAAUACCACUUCUUGCAAAGAAACAAAUUUUGCUUCACCAUGGAACAAAUAUUCAACAAUUUCACACUGAUUUAGAUGAAGAAAUGUGAGGCAACUUGACUAAAAAGAAUAAACGGAAUUGAGUUAUGAAAAUACCCAAUUCUCAAAUAUACCUCAUGGAAAUCAUUUUCGUUCAUCAAUCUCAAUAGAUCAUAGAUAUUCUCAGUAUACUACACAAUACCCUUGUCUCAACCUUGAUUAACUUACUUUGCGAAGCCUCGACAGAAGAACGGAUCCAGUCCAAGAACUUGUUAUGUGAUUCUUGUAUAACGACACCAGGUGUGGUUAGAGUCUUAAUAAAGAAGAUGGAUCUAUCAAUGUCGAGAGUGAAGUAUGAAGAUGUAUUGCCAUGCAUUUUCUUGGAAACAAGGCGGGCAUGAAAUAGGUCUUCAGAUCUAAGGCAGGAAAAUAUUAAAUGGAGAACAUGAUUCGACAAUUGGGAUGUUUGGAUCCACUGAGUUGGUAUGAGAAAUUCUUGUUUUUUAAUAAUUUAUUUAAACGUUUGAGAAAUGGGGUAGAGCUCAGCCAUGGUGUGGCUUGGGAAACAAAAGUGAAAACCUUAAUUAUAACGUCUAACCCUGACCCAAACAAAAUUUAGAGAAUCUAGAUGAGAGAAAAAACACAAUCACACACACAUUUUUUUUUAGUGUUCAAAAAAUAAAAUAAAACAACACAUAUACCUUUGCAGUGUGUAUUAAUAAUUAUGUACUCUUAGUUAUGACUGCUUGUAGUUCCGCAAAUGGAUAUACUUUGGUAGUAAAACAUUUGUGUUUGAGUUAAAGAAAAUUAUUUCAUAUAUUUUGCCUUAUGUAAGUUUGUGCAAGUCGAAUUUGCGUGAAUAUAAAGUCUUUGUGCGAACGUGUAGUCGAUCAGAAAAAUUAGAAAGAUGUGCUUGUACCCAAUGUCCAUACAAUAUAUGCUGCAUGCUCUAGGCAUAAAAUAGUUUGUGAACUUUUUAAGUUCAAUAGUGUUACUAUUGAAUUUCAAGGAUAUAAUUCAGUAAAUAAUAUUGUUUAAGUUCAUUCAGUACUUGAAUUUCAAAGUUCAGGUUGUGUUUUCUAGAAGGUCAUAGAUUAGUUUGUUGCCCUAUAGUUUGAGGGUAAAAUAUAUUUCUAGUCCAAUUCAGAGACACAGUAAUGUGAUUCCUUUCUGUUUGUCCCAUUUUCUCUCCUUGUAAAAAUCUUCUGCAUUACUACUUCAGACUCGCCAUUACAUAAAAAUACAUUCGCCUUUAAUAUUUAAAUGUAUGACUCGAGAACUAUGCUUUACAAAACGGUGAUCGUCGGUUUUUGUUAGAUUUCUUAAGUUCUAGUUAUGCUACGACAGAAAUGCUCUCUCAAUUCCAAAUCUAGGAUAUAUUAAUGUACCAUAGUGAAGGGUACCUCUUGAGGAAAAUCAAGAACUCCCCUACAAGAUGGUAAACCCCAUUCCGCUUGCUUAUAGUGUUGAUCUUUUUUGAUAGUUGUGAGUUGUCGAUCCGCCUUUGAAGUUUUUAGUUGUUACAGUACUGAGGAAGCAAAAAUGGAUUAUGCUUCCAUAGAUUCAACAACGAAGCCUCUGUUUAAAGUUUAGUAAAGAAGAUUUGGUGACAGUGCUAAACAAGAAAACACAAAGAUCAAAGGGUCUGUACGCAAAUCUUUCCCCUACACAAUAAAGAGAUUUGUUUUCGAUAGACCCUCAGCUCAAUUAAAAACAAUAUAAAGCAUUUUGAAAAAAAGGAAACAAUGGGAGUGAAGAAGUAAAUGCUAAACAGAUGGAAUAACAAGAAACUACCACAAUAAUACUAUUACUACUAGUACUAGUAUGAAAAACUAAGAGAGACAACCCUCAACUACCUAACAAACCCUCUACCUAAUCCUUAUCCUCCGUCAUAAUCUUCUAAGGCCAAGUCCUUGAUAAGUUGGAGCUACAUCAUGUCCUGCGUAUUCACCUCUCCCCAAAACUUAUUCAACCUACCUCUGCCUUCUAUUCACCUCUCCCCAAAACUUAUUCAACCUACCUCUGCCUCUCCUGCCAUAAUAGACAAUCCGUCACACCUCCACUCUGGUCCAUCCAUGCAUCUCCUCUUCACAUGUUCGAAGCAUCUAAGUCUCGUUUCCCGUAUCUUAUCCUCCCACGAGGCUGUUCCUACCUUGUCUAGGAUAUUCACAUUUCUAAUCUCAUCUCUCCUAGCGUACUCGCACAUCCACCUUAGCAUCCUCAUUUUUGCAACUUUAACUUUUGAACAUGGGAGUUCGUGAUUGACAAAUAUUCUGCUCCAUACAACAUUGUUAAUCUAACCAUCACUUUGUAGAACUUGCUUUUAAGCUUUGAUGACACCUUCUUUAUUACAUGAGAUUUAAAAUUAGGUUUAAUGGUGAAAAUGUUGAAAUGGGGGAAGAAGAAAGUGGAAAAAGUGAAAGGAAAAAUAUUUUAAUAUUAUAAAUGUCAAAUGCGUGUACUUCACCACCCUUCAGGAGUAUUUUUUUUCCCCUUUUCUAGUAAGCAAAUAUAAGAAAAUUUAACAAAAUCAAGAUGAAAACAAAGAGAAAACUCUCACCAUAAAAAGGAGGCGACAUUAUCUUCUUUUUGAAAAUUGUUUUCGAAAAGAUAUAUGUAAAGGGCAAUAGAGAAGUUAUAUGUUUGGAGGUGAAAAAUUAUUGUGAUACAUCGGUAAUAGAAGGAUAAGAACCCAACAAUUGCAUAUAAAGCUUCUCCAAACGAUCUAAUUUAGGUAAAACUAUAGACCUUAGCAACUUGCAAUUCACCAAUCUUAGUUCUCUUAUAUUAGAUCAUUUGCUAAUAAAUUUUGAUAGAGUUCUUCCUGUUAAAUUAACCCAAUACAAUUCUACUUUUUGCAAAGAAGAAAAUUUUGCUUCACUAUGAAACAAAUAUUCAUCAAUUCCGCUCCAAUUUACAUGAAUUCUGAGGCAACUUGACUGAAAAAUAACGGGAAUCGAGUAAUGAAAAUACCUAAUUUUCAAAUAUACCUCAUGGAAAUAAUUUUCGUUCAUCAAUCUCAAUAAAUAGUAGAUAUUCUUGUGGUACUCAAAUUGGACAUGCAAUACCUUUUUCUCAGCCUUGUUUAAUUUACUUUGUGAAGUCUGAGUGAAGAACGAACCCAAUCCAAGAACUUGUUAUCUGAUUCUUAUAUAAUCCUAGCAGGAGUAGUUGGAGCCUUUUCAAAGAAGAUGGAAUCAUCAGGACGAGCGAAGUGUGAAGAUGUGUUGCAUUGCCAAUUCUUGGAAACAAUGACAUAUCAAAUGGAAAACAUGAUUCCGCAAUUUGGAUGUUGGAUCCACCGAAUUAGAAAUUCUUGUUUUUUUUUUUAAACCAUUUCUUUAACAAUUUGAGAAAUUGGCAAAGCUCUGGGAAACAAAUGAAAACCUUAACUAGAUUGUUUCUCAAACGGUUGAUGAAAUUGUUAAAACACCAAGAAUUUCUCGCACUAAUUCGGUGAUCCAACAUCUCGAUUGUCGGAUCAUGUUCUCCGUUCGAUAUUUUCCUACAUUAGAUCUGAAGACCUAUUUCAUGACUGCCUUGUUUCCACUGAUUGGCAUCCCAACACACGUUUAAACUUUGCUCCCGACUUCAAUGAAUCCAUCUUCUUUGAAAAAACUCCAACUACACCUGUUGCCAUUGUACAAGAAUCACAUAACAAGUUCUCGGACCGGAUUCUCUAUUCUCUCGAGGCGACGCGAAGUGAGUUAAACAGGGCUGAGAAAAGGGCAUUGUGUGUUCAAUUGGAGUAUUAUGAGAAUGUCAACAAUCUAUUGAGAUUGAUGAACAAAAAUGAUUUCCAUGAGGUAUAUUUGAGAAUUGGGUAUUUUGAUCAUUCGAUUUCAUUUAUUUUCCAGUCAAAUUGUUUCAUAGUUCUUCAUCUACAUCAGUGAGGAAUUGAUGAAUAUUUGUUCCAUGGUGAAGCAAAAUUUGCACACCCAAAAUUGGUGUGUAUAGAUGUCAUUUGAGUCUUAAGUUAAAAGACACAUUUAUGUAUUAUGCCAAAGUUUAAUUGAGCCAUAUAAAUUGAGACUGUACGAGUACUAUUUUGAGUAUAAAAUGAAAGUACUAAAUUGAGACGUAUAAUUUGGGUCUUUUCAUUCAUCUAGAUUAUCUAAAUCUUGUUUGGGGAAAGGUUUAGGGUUAUAUAUUGAGGUUUUCAUUUCAUUUUCUUAUGUUAUACCAUGUCUGAUUACUGCCCAAUUUCUCAAACAGAUGAACAAAUUGCUAAAAAACUAAAAACUUCUCAUACUAAUUUGGAGGAUCCAACAUUGAAAUUGCCGAAUCAUGUUCUCCGUUCUAUAUUUUCCUACCUUAAAUCUGACGACCUCUUUAAUAUUCGCCUUGUUUCCAAAAUUUGGCAUCGUAACACACCUUCAUACUUCUCCCUCGAUUUUGAUGAAUUCGUUACACCCGAUGUUGGUUUACAAGAAUCUCAUACCAAGUUCUUGGAUUCGAUCCGUUCUUCUCUUGAAACUUCGGAAGGUAAGUUAAAAAUGGCUGAUAAAAGAGUUGUACGUGUUCAAUUUAAGUAUGACGAGAAUCUCUAUGAUGUAUUGAGGUUGAUUGAAGGAAAUGAUUUUUAUGAAGUUUAUUUGAGUUUUGGGUUUUUUGAUUAUUCAAUUCCGUUUAUUUUUCAGUCAAAAUGCUUGACUGUUCUUCAUUUACAUCAAUGUGGGAUUGAGGAAUCUUUGUUUAUUGGUGACGCAAGGUUUGAUUCUGUGAGUGAAAUACAAUUGGAUCGAGUUACUUUAACUGGACAAACUUUAUCGAAGUUUAUUAGUAAGUGUGCUGGUGUUAGAGAAUUGAGAUUGGUGAACUGUGAAUUGUUGAGGUCUAUAGUGCUAUGUAAAGUAGAUCGUUUGAAGAAGUUCUAUGUGCAGUUAUUGGGUUCUUAUCCUUGUAUAACAGAUGUGUUAGUUGUUGCCCCGAGUUUAGAAGUGUUCCAUUUUGUUCACUAUAAUAGUAGCAAAGUUGCAGUUAAAAUGGAUAUUCGUGCUUGUAGAAUGUUGCGGGAAUUUCACUUAAGAUGUUCCAUACUUCCUGUUGGCCUUGGUCAUGAAGAUUUCUGUUCUGAUUUUCCUCAUCUUGAGAAUCUACUCCUUGGCCUUUGUGUGACAGGGAAGCGUGUCAAAAUUUCGAGUCCAUCACUCAGAAAUUUAACCUUAAAGUUCACACAACUAUAUAAUUAUAAGUAUUCAAGGAAAAGUGUACUUUCAGUUCCCAAUUUAUGUUCUUACCAGUAUGUUGGUAGAUCAUUUAAAUCAUCUUUUGGUCCAAGUGAUGCUCCAAAGUUUUUAAAGAUUUCCAUUUCCUUGGCUCCUCGUACUAAGAAGAUCAAUAGAGCUUGGUUCCUUCAAUUGAGAAGACAGCUUACAAAAAUUAGCAGCCGUGUUGUAUUGGCCUUUAUCAUUCAUGAUCAGGCAAGUUUUUCUGAACUGGGCAAACGAGGACAUAAAUUGUGGAGCAUGCCAAUUGGACGAACUUCAACACAAGUGCUACCUCGUAUCCAACACUUAAAGCUAGACAUAAGGCUCACAGAUCCAGAGGAAUCCCUUGGAUGCUUGCUGAAAUAUAUAAUUAAUAACUUACUUUGGAUGUCUCGUCCAAAUGCAUUGACUCUAUCAAUGCCAGCUAGUUUUACUGCAUUUGCACUUGGAGUCUGCAAUGAGUUGUUCAUAAGCACUAGGGAAGGUAGUUGCUGUGCAAAUACUCAGAACAAGUGCUGGCGCCAUUUCCUGGAGGAUUUCAUGAUUAAGGAAGUAGUUAUCGAUGAAAAGGAAGAGGCAAAGAUGUUCCGUUUCGUAUUUACUUGGCAAUUAUUUAGUUAGGCCUGUAGGCCACUCUCUUUUCUGUUCGCAACUCAGUUUGUGCUUUCUUUUUUACUAGAUUGAGUUUUGGUCUGCUUAGCCAAGACAACAUCGUAAAAUCUGGAACCAGAACUAUUUUUAUGGUUUUUGAUCAUCUCUUAUUUUGCCCUUUUGUUUUCAUACCUCUUAAUAAACUUCUAUUGCAUUCCUGGAA
Molecule: messenger RNA, 10628 nt
Organism: Capsicum annuum
Lineage: Eukaryota; Viridiplantae; Streptophyta; Magnoliopsida; Solanales; Solanaceae
Exons: 5
Coding region: 8789-10435 (548 amino acids)
Molecular function (GO): protein binding
Source: RefSeq, a predicted model, not a curated record